Messenger RNA from Hirsutella rhossiliensis, 1605 nucleotides. RefSeq names its product prion-inhibition and propagation domain-containing protein. The transcript is spliced from 3 exons. The record is from RefSeq and is a predicted model, not a curated record. Lineage: Eukaryota; Fungi; Ascomycota; Sordariomycetes; Hypocreales; Ophiocordycipitaceae. The coding region runs from base 1 to 1605 and encodes 534 amino acids.
AUGGCAGCCGAGCUGGUUGGGACGACGAUUGGCGUCAUCGGCCUGCUAGGUCAGUUGUUUGACGGCUGCAUCAAGGCCUACGGCUACUUCACGACGGCGUCGCAGCUCGACACGGACAGCCAGCGGCUCAUGUGCAAGGUGCGCAUCGAGGAGAUGCGGCUGGUCGUCUGGGGCCGCGAAUGGGGCGUCGCCGAGGGCCGGCUCGAGGCCCAUCUCGACAGCGGGCGCAACCCGCAGCUGAGGGCGCUGGCGAUGCAGAUCCUCAAGGAGCUGCACGGCACCGUGGCCGACUUCCGCAAGCUGCAGGACAGGUACGGGCUCGUCGAAGACCAUGGCGCCCAGGACAAGGACGGCGAGGCGUCCAAUGGGUCGGCCAAGGCCGGCAGAGGCUGGAGAAAGGAGGUUGGCCUGAGGACCAAAUGGGUCAUUGCAGACAAGGACAAGUUUACCAAUCUCCUCAGAGACCUCAAAGACUUCAACGACGGCCUCGAGCGCCUCUUCCCGGCGUGGCAGCUGCCGUCGCUGCAGCGGGCCUGGACGCACCAGCUCCUCGAGUCGGCGCAGCGCGACCUCGGCGAGCUGUCGCUGCUGGAGACGGCAUCGACGGGCAUCUACCCGCAGCUCGAGGCGUCGGCCAAGCUCAAGCGGCUGCGCAUCAACCUCGACAGCACGCCGCAGUCGGCCUUUAAGCCGACGUUUGCGCUCAGGGUGCCGCGGGCGGCGCUCGCCGUCGAGGACCUGGACAGCCCGCGGCGGUGCCGGGCGCGGCACGAGGCGGCGGGCGACGUCGUCGUCGAGUGGGUCGACUACGACGCCGACGCCGUCGACGAGCGCGUCGUCCACGUCCGCCGCAUGGACGACCUCGCGCGCAUGAUGCACUCGGCCUCGGAGCGGCACCCGGACCUGCACAGCGUCGACUGCGUGGGCUACACCGACGACGCCGCGCGCUCGCGCUACGGGCUCGUCUACAAGGCGCCCGCCCCGUCCUUUGCCACGCUGCACGCCCUCAUCGCCAGCACCGACCUCAAGACGCCCGACCUCAACGACCGCGUGCGCCUGGCCCGCACCCUGGCCAUCGCCCUGUGGUCGCUGCACUCGCUCGACUGGUUGCACAAGUCGCUCUGCGCCUCCAACGUGCUCUUCUUCCCCUCGGCCUUUUCCUCCGCCGCCGCCGCCGCCGCCGCCGUCGUGCCCGACAUCUCGGCGCCCUCGCUCAGCGGCUUCGACGCCUCGCGGCCCGACCUCGACGCCGCCCUCUCAGUCGCGCCGCGCAACCCGUCCAUCGAGGACCUGCACCGCCACCCGGCGGCUCUGCGCGGCCGGCCCCACCGCAAGGCCUUUGACGUCUACUCGCUCGGCCUCGUCCUCCUCGAGAUUGGCCUGUGGAAGGUGCUGCAGACGUUCCACAAGCCCCACUACGCCCCCGACCGCUGGCGCGACAAGGUCCUCCUCGCCGUCCUCGUGCCCGGCCUGGCCGCCAAGGUCGGCCGCCUGUACGCCUCCGUCGUCGACAUGUGCCUCCGCGCGGGCGAGGAUCUCGAGAGCGGCGAGGCAGGUAAGCUGAUGGAGACGGUGGUGACGACGCUCGAGAGUAUCCGCGUCUAG